GGUGCGCAGUUUUGGGAACUGUAAGGAUUCUGGCUCGAUAAGGCUUCAUUUGUGUGCCGUAACUGCGAGAGCCAUAAUGCGCAAUGACCCACUGCAAGCUUUCCUUCAGGAUCGGACGCCAAACUCCACCCCAGAACCCAUUAAAGGAUCCCCCUUGAUGUUGCUGGAAGACACCUGUAAUCGCAUCUGCCAUUCCCGUGCACCCAGAUCCAUGGAGCACCAGCACAUCUCAUAUGAAGGCUGCCCACCAAAGCUCUUCCAUCCCUGGAGAAGUGAUUCAACUUUCUCACAGCACCUCCAGACCCCGUUAAGUCCACACCACGAACUGCCACUGACAUCCCCGGCCGAGCACUAUGACUUCUCGCCCCUGAAGAUGUUGCCUUGUGCGUCAGCAUGCACUACUCUACCCACGUCUUACGUGCCCACGCACAAUGGACUUUUGGACCAAUGGUGGACUCCAAAUCACUCCUCAACACAUCAAUUUGAGAUCCCCCGUGGGUGGGUUCUGGGUCACCCUGAGCUCGGACAGUACCAGACUCAAAUCGCAACCCUGUUGCACUCCAAGUCUCGCAGAUGCCGGAGGUGCAUGUGCCCCAACUGCCAAAAGAGCAGCCACGCGCCGGGGAAGAGAAAGCAGCACGUGUGCCACAUGCCGGGCUGCGGGAAGGUGUACGGCAAGACGUCGCACCUGAAAGCGCACCUGAGGUGGCACGCAGGUGAGCGGCCGUUCGUCUGCAGCUGGAUGUUCUGCGGAAAGAGUUUCACGCGCUCGGACGAGCUCCAGCGGCACGUGCGCACGCACACCGGCGAGAAGCGUUUCACCUGUCCGGACUGCGCCAAACGCUUCACGCGCAGCGACCAUCUAGCCAAACACCUGAAGACGCACCUGAUGCGCAAGAACAGAGCGCUGUUCCCGGUGCUGGAGCACGUCAACAAAACUCUUGAACACAAGUCUUAGAUCGAAUUUUGUGAACACUUUUUGUCAGUAAAUAUAAAAUGUUGGGAUGUGUUUUUAUUUCAAGUUAAUCUUUUAUUUGGGGCAAGUUGUCACAUUUGUUUGUAAAUGUUAUACUUGUGCAUAUUUUCGUUUUAUUAAUUACAAUAUUUGUUGGACAAAUCAAUAGUUUCAAAUUUUUUUGUGUUUAAUGUUUCAUAAAAAAAAAAUUCAUAAUUGGUUUCAAAAAACUGUUUGAUGUCAACACGCUUAAAAGAUGUGGUUAGGCCAAGUCUUUCUUUUUUCUGACUUUCUGAAAUGUUCAAAAGCGUUUUAACGUCAGGACUUUAAGGUAAGUGUCUUUACAGAAAACUUUUGACCUUAGGACAUUCUGAAGUAAUAAUGUUGACCCUAUGCAAUAUGGGUUAGGGUUAAGAGGAACAUAAGCAAAUACGUUAAUUGCCAUUUACCUUAGUUUUCUAAAAUACAUUAGGCUACUAAUAGGCUUUCAAGUGCAUAGCCUAGUAUUUUUUUUUUUUUUUUUACAUUUUAUUCGUUUUUUGAUAACGUGAAAGUUAAAAUAUUCGUGAACCAAAGAAAAGCAUUUUGUGCACUGUUUAUUAUUUAGAAGAGUAUUUGUGUAUACAGCCUAU
Carassius gibelio (silver crucian carp) is the source of this 1587-nucleotide messenger RNA. RefSeq names its product transcription factor Sp5. Gene Ontology annotation, biological process: regulation of transcription by RNA polymerase II. NCBI's taxonomy places the organism in Eukaryota, Metazoa, Chordata, Actinopteri, Cypriniformes, Cyprinidae. The coding region runs from base 77 to 958 and encodes 293 amino acids. The transcript is spliced from 2 exons. Gene Ontology annotation, molecular function: DNA-binding transcription factor activity, RNA polymerase II-specific; RNA polymerase II cis-regulatory region sequence-specific DNA binding. The record is from RefSeq and is a predicted model, not a curated record.